This is a messenger RNA of Oryzias melastigma (Indian medaka), 3974 nucleotides long. RefSeq names its product testis-expressed protein 2. Gene Ontology annotation, cellular component: endoplasmic reticulum. The transcript has 11 exons. The record is from RefSeq and is a predicted model, not a curated record. Gene Ontology annotation, molecular function: lipid binding. The coding region runs from base 601 to 3558 and encodes 985 amino acids. Lineage: Eukaryota; Metazoa; Chordata; Actinopteri; Beloniformes; Adrianichthyidae.
UUUAUGUUUUUAAAGGGCACAGUCUUCCUCUGGCAGGAAUUCCUGCAGGUCGUGUAAUUACAUAAGCCUGCACGCAUGCACUGCGGUGCUGGAGAGUUCAUCCCAGUCGUCUGUUUUCAUGCUGAGCACAGAACCUCUGACACAACUCUCUCCCUGCAUGGUAACCGCAGGUCUCACCCGUAUAAUCUGGAUUAAAGUGUCAUCCAUGCCGCCAGGUCUCCGGCGCAGUCGUUCUGGCAGAUGAUUUUAGACUGCAGCGAGCAAAGCGAGAGAGAGAGAGCGAGCAGGGAUGUUGCUGCUGAGGUCCGGAUGCUUGCUGAACUGCAGAUGCUGCGUUUGGAAGUUUGAUUGAUGUGAGGAGGAGGAAGGCGCUCAGGUAUGGCAGCAAAGUUGGGGAAAUAUUUGCUGCUGGCGGAGCAAAUGUGCCGCAGGACUUUGAAGAUCUGCAGCAUGAGGGCACACUGCAGCUGAAAGACUUCUGCAUGAAGCCUUCCUCACUCCAGACCUCUCCUCUUCACCUGUAGGGUCUGACAUGGAUGCUACAAACCAAGAAGUUUACAUCAACUAGUUUCUACCAAAAUCUGCACAACUGUUUGCAUCAUGGAAGAGAGUAAGCUCAUCUUCAGCCUGGACCGUAAAGACGAAGGCCCCUCUGUGGCUUUUACAAAAGACAAACCUCAAACCAGGGAGUCUCGGUCUGACCUCAGCCUUGGGAUGGAUCUGGAGUUGGGUCAAAGUUUCCACUCAAAGCCCCUGUGCCUCCCUCACUCCCCGUCAUCUCCAGGAUCUUUAUCGGACCUGUCCAUGAUGUCAGAGGAUCUUCUCAUGACCACCGGCCUGGUCAAGUCUUCCUCCACAGACCUGAAGCCGAGAGAGAGCAGCACUCUGAGAGGCAAGCCGCUCCUCAGCUUGGUCAAGUCUUUCAGCACUGAGAUCUCGCGCAGGGCCGAGCCGGAGGUCAAUCUCUCCAUGUCUGACUCCAAGCUUCAUCUGCAUCCCUGGAAGACAAACCAGAAGAUCCCAGAGGACAGGCCUGAUGAGGGAGGAGGGAAUCAAAAUGGAGAGGGGACAUCACCUCCUUCUGCAGGGAACUUGUCUCCCACUGAACCUCGAGGGAGCUCCCUGAUCGCCGAGUUGGAGGACACACGGAGGAAGUUCUCCGAGGCUAUGCAGGAUCCUCUCAGCAUGUUGAGUAAGAUCAUGGGCGACGAGAGCUCCGGGAGUCCCAAGCAGGGGAAAGCUCCAGAAGACUCACUGGUGUUACAAAGUAGCUGCAGGAGGAGCAGUAUCAGUGAAGAUUCCGACCUGAGAUGCAGGAGGACGGAUGGCGAGCAGAAAUCCACAUGUGACAGUCCUGUCAGGAGAUUCCAGAAGGACUCGCCAAUAAAAUCCAGCGACAGCCCAGAACGAAAAGACAGGAACUUAGAAAUCUGCUCUUACGGGGAUGUGAUUCAGGUGGUGGAGCUCCAGGGUGGAGCUGGACGGACACAUCGGAAAACGUUUCCCAAGUCUAGGGUCACGAUCAUGGGUUCUGCUUUUCCCAUUCACUGGCUCUUCCCUGUGGGACUUCUGGCUUAUGCUUUUUUCGUGCUGCCCCUGCCGUCCUACGUUACAGGUCUGUCUCUGGGGGUGGCGUGUGGGUUCAUGCUGGGCUUGGUGGUGGUGUUUGUGUUUUCUCCAAGACAGGCCGGCUCCAAAGGGAACGCGGGAUUUAGGAGCCAGACUAUUACGGAUGAUCUGGAUAGGGAGCUCACUGAUCCAGGCUCUCUAGAGGGCUGGAUGAGUGAAUCCUACAGCUAUGACCCUGAGACUUUCCACCCCUCCAUCACUCAUUCGGUUUACGUGACGCUGGAUGACAGCCGGCUGCGCCUGGCCUACCCACGGACCAACAUUCCCCGCUGGGCUUCCUUCGAAGAGACGCAGCACGAGGUGGCGUUUCUACACGCCCACAUUUACCAGCUGGCAAACAGUAAGGUUUCUUUAGAGCCUCCCGGUUUGGCUCGUAAGAGAAUAUGGAACAGGAAGUACCCCAUAUGCAUCACCCUGGCUGAGGGUGAGGUGGGGGAGGAAACCUUUGAUGAAAGGCAAGGGGAGGACGAGAAGGCAGAAGGGCACGUCGUCCCGGACCAGCGCUGCCCCGUCACUCUCUACCUGUUUGGUCGCACGGGAAGAGAGAAGGAGGAGUGGUUUCAGCACUUUCUGCUGGCGUCCAAAGCUGGAGCUGUGACCAGCAAUGAGGAGAAUACAGGCGAGGGUUUGGAAUUAAAGCCUGACUGUUGUGACCUCAGGUACUUUAUUAUAAUCUACUUUUUAUGUAUUCGUCUUUUAGAAACACCAAGUGGAGAAGCUCUCAAGGAAAACGCAGAGGAUGCCAAUGACCUCUCUGUAAAAUCCAGAACGAUGCUGGACUACACCACCUAUAUGGCUCAGCUGAUUGGCUCAAAAAGAUGCAGCCCCGCCCUCAGUCCAUGCCAAAGUGAGAAGGGAAGCCCUUCGACUUGCAAAAAGGUUCACGCUGAAGAUCCUGGCUCUGGAGGUGAAUCGGGAGGUGAUCCAUCUGCAGCGACUGAGUCAGCCAGGUGCUCUGCCGAGAGCCAGCCCACCUGGGUGAACUGCCUGGUGGGCAGAAUAUUCUGGGAUUUUCUGGGAGAGAAAUACUGGACUGACCAGGUGGCACACAAGAUCCAGAAGAAACUCAGCAAGAUUAAGUUGCCAUAUUUCAUGAACGAGCUGACUCUGGCUGAUCUGGACAUGGGAACCUGCCUUCCUCAGGUCUUACACACGUCCAAACCUGCGCUGGAUCGCAGAGGCCUGUGGCUGGAGCUGGAGGUGGUGUACACAGGCUGCCUUCAGAUGACCCUGGAGACUAAGAUGAACCUUUCUAAGCUGGGAAAGGAGGAGGAGGAUGAAGCUCAUAGUGUUCCUGAGACACAACAUGUUGGCUCUAAGGCAAGGCUGUGUGUAUUGGCCGAUAGUGAUGAGGAGUCAUCAAGUGCUGGAUCCUCCGAUGAAGAGGAAAUUCCUGCGUUUGAGCCGCAGGGAUCUCAGGGGGAAAAGAGCAGCGGAACAGUGGCUGAUGGACACACUGGUGGCAGCACAGGUAGAAAAAUCCUCAAAUUUGUUGACAAGAUAGCAAAGUCCAAAUAUUUCCAGAAGGCCACAGAAAACGAGUACAUCAGGAAGAAGAUAGCUGAGGUGUCCAACAUGCCCCUGAUGCUCAGUGUUGAGGUUCUGGAGCUUUCUGGAACUCUGGCGGUCAACAUUCCUCCUCCCCCUACAGACAGGAUAUGGUACAGCUUCAGAGUGCCUCCCAGGUUAGACCUCCAUGUGCGCCCCAUGCUGGGAGAGCGGGAAGUCACCUUCACUCAUGUGACAGAGUGGAUCGAAAGGAAACUGCAGUGUGAGUUCCAGAAAGUGUUUGUGAUGCCCAACAUGGAUGAUCUGUAUCUGCCUCUGAUGACAUCUGGGCUGGAAAACACACCCACAUCCCAUCAGUCCUCAGUUCAUUCCUCCUCCUGCCAAUCAUCCGUGGAGUCUCAGGAGUACCUGACAGAGUAGAGCCCCCUAGAGGCCACUCAUCCCACUGCAGUGACUUUGAUGGAGAAAGAACUAAUGCAACAGUGCCCCCUGCUGGAAUCCUGAAAAAGUGAAUCUACCUUGAUCAUGAUGUGCAGCAUCAGCAAAUGGAAAUACAAAGACCGAAAAGAUCCCUUUAAUCCAGCAAUGAUGGUGCAUGAUGUCUACGUGAUUUAUAGACAUUGAAUAAAGUUUAUUUAGAAAUUUUAUAGAAAUAUAUAUAUAUAUAUGAUUAUAAAGUCAAAAUAUGAAAACAAGGUGCCUAAAUCACAAAAAUGCUCUAAUGAUAGGUAGAAAAAAGCAAAUAAUCACAUGAAAAACUAGAAUUUUGAACCUGGUUUUAUUAUUAUGCGAGAAACCCCACAAAUCAAGUAUUUUUCAGGCUUCCUCUGGUUGAG